ACUGACAGUGGAUAAAUGAAAAUAACAUAAAGCAAAAAAGAAACGUAGCGACACGGAAUUAUCGCGCGCAUCAUUACGCAGGGCCGAUGGCGAAAUAAACGACGGAGAAAGUAUCGGAAGAUGUAUAGAUACGCAGGUAGGCACGCAUACCUGAGAAGAGACAUGCGUCGCAGGUACGGUGCAAGCGAAGGAGAAGGAGCAAAGAGCACGUCUCGGCGAGUCUCGGUCGAGGUAGAGAGAUGGACGAAGAGGAGGAGAUGUGUCGAAGGGAGAGAAGCCGACGAGAAACAGGGAGCGAGAGCGAGAGAUGGAGAACGAAUAGAGGCGGCUGGAUAGAGAGAAAGGCCAAACGGGUUGUCGGGGUGUCGGGAGCGGGACGCGGCGAAGGGAAGGGAGGACGGACACGACGAGAGGUGGAGGUUUCGAGUGGUUCAGUUGUAGCGGCACCGUGGCUGAGAUCGGAUGCGCGUGUCCAUCGUCUUCCUUCCGGCGACUCGCGUGUCGGGGCCACGCGCGCGUGACUUCUUCGUCCGGUUCGUCCCGCUCGUCCCGUCGCCCCGCCUCGUCUCGUCUCGUCUCGUCUCGUCUCGCUCGCCGGGGUCCGAUCAGCCGCGCGGCUCUUCUACUGAUCUCGCGGCGCCCGCGUCGACCUUCCGUUUUCACUAGAGGCGAACCGUCCGCACGAAACUUUCAAACGACUACUGCGCGGUCUGCCUCGCCGUAAAAUCUCGGCUAUAAAAAGCCUCUUGAAAGAGAGCAGCUCGAACGUUGACGGCAUUGUUCUCCAUCGAUGACAUUUUUAUCGCAAAUUUGAAAGAACGCGUCCGCGUCUUUAAUCGAGGCGACGAGUGAAAAUUUAAAAAAAAUCGCAGCAAUUCUGUUCCGACAGGUGCGAGAGAAGGAGUUCCUCGUCGGCUCGGUCGCGAAAGAAAGAGGAGAAAAGAAAUGUAGAGAAAUGCAGGCGUGAUGGUACUCGUGUUGUCGUGCACUCUCGAAAUGAUAUUCCGCAAAAAGUCAUGCGUGAUGCGCCGGAAACGAAACGGCCUAGGCGCGCCGGUGCACCGAUGUACGGGUAACCAACCUGCGGGGUUAACGUUAUGGUAACGUGAAUCGAUCGCCUUGAUUUUCGUUCUCCCCCCGUAACAUCUGUCACGGCAAGAACUCGUGAUCGAACUGCGUGCAUGUUACGAGAACCGUGUUUCCGAGUGAAUCUGUCGGGAGUAGUUUCGUAGACGUUAUUGCGAAUUAUUGUACAAUGUUAACAUUUCUCUACGCUUGAAAGUGCGCAAUUUUUCCGAAAUAUUGCUCUCUAAUUUUUGUAACUCUUCAUCGAAAGGACACGCGGAGAAGAGGGGGGGAAAAAGGAGUGACUUUGCUGCGUAUCAUGAACAUGGCGUAUGCGUCGUUUCUCUCUCUCUAGGAAUCACCGGCCGGCAAUUACACGCUGUCGAUUGCGACAGAGAAGUUCUGUAAUCAAGAAGGACACGUUUUCCGAUCGGAACUCGGACGGAAUUGUGAUAAAUGUCCGCUCCUACGACGAAUACGACUAAAUGCGAAAUUAAAAUUAAAAUUGAUUAAACAUGGGAGACUUUUAUUCUCGUCAAAAAUCGAAACGAUCAAGAGAUAAUAUGCGUGAAUCCCUCUUAAAUACAUAUCAGUAUACUGCACCCUAGUAUCAUGGCUAGCGACGACAGAUAAAGACAAAUCCAUUCUGUGAUAUGAUUUUUAUGCUCUUUUAAGGAGAGAUGGAAGCUUUUAUUUGCACCAAUUGAAAAUUAAGCUGAUGUAUCGUCGGUGCUUGAAAGAACGAGCGAUAACGCGGACUUUCAGACAACUCGAUAAGAUUUAACGUUCAUACAAUAAAAGCACAACUGAUAUUCGCUCCAAACCCGCGAAAUGCAAGAACUAACACAAUUUCAUUAUUUCAAUCAUAAAGACCUCCUCCUUCCUUUAUUAGCUUAACGAGGAAAGCUUGAAAUCACGAGGAGAGACGGUGAUUUUUAUUCCGUGAUAUAAAAACUAACUACUAAAACGUAGACUUUACAACGCGCGGAUUAUAUCGAUGCCACGUCGGAUAAGAAAAAGAAAAUUGCGAGUCAAUUGGACCCUUGUCGCCGCAAUGGAAUUUAAAGAGGAAUUUCAGCAUCAACUGACGGCAGGAUAAUGCGAGAGAUGCAAGGCAUACAUAUAUAUAAAAUUAACAAGUACCCAAUAGUUAUAUAUGCGAAAGAAUGGAGUCUCAUAUGCCUGCUUAUGGCGACGAUAUCGAGGAAAUAAGGCUCGGUAGUCGGGAUUGACAACAAUGUCUAGACCAGGCAAGGAUCCGGUGCAGAAGUGCCACUCGGAUCCGGGUGCUGCAGGUACUUCAUGCAGCCUAAGCAAGCGGAUUUCAAGGAGGCAAGUGCCAUGCAUUCCAUCCUCACCGAAUACACGCAAAUGUGUGUUAACCUUGGAUGGAUACAGUUACGUGAUCGUUGCAUCUCCACCGGACAGACGAGUCACGAGGGACGAUAUUGGAGUGGCCUCGGCCGGUGCAGCGGCGAAUAAUGCGACCGGUUGUAGCAGCACGAGCGGCGCAGCUUCCACGAGGCCGCGCAAUCCUUCCUCCUCUCCUGGUCGAAACGGCCAACUCUCCAAACAGGGCACUUUGACGAUAGUACGCCGAAGUUCCGGCAAAAGCAAAAGCAUCAGCAGCGGGAGUUUCGAAAGUUCUCCACCGCCGCACAAUCCCGACACUCCGUAUUUAUCGAGCCAAUCCGUCGACCUCGAUGAGAUCCUCGAUAAUGUCGAUCUCACGACGGACUCGCUUCCUGCCGUUGACACUCCCGACGCGUGCGACAAAGCUGCUCUCAGAUUGAGGUGUUUAUUGAGGCAGCUACAACACGGGGAGAUAUCCGCCGAACUGCUCCAACGAAACUUGCAUUAUGCAGCUCGUGUACUCGAGGCCGUUUUUAUCGACGAGACCAAGGUGAGUUCAGGCGGGAAUGAGUGCGCUCGGUCAUCACGUAGGGGGGCGGGCCUGACGUCUUCAUCCCUAAGGGGCGGCUUGGAACCGGACGGACCACAGGGCCACGCGGUGGUAACCCAGAAACGGAAGCUUCGCACCCCCGUAUGGGCAAGACGGCUGGCGGACGAGGACGAUGAGCUGUCGGAGGUGCAGCCGGACGCGGUGCCGCCGGAAGUGCGCGAAUGGUUGGCGUCGACUUUCACCAGGCAGCUCGCCACCACGAGACGGAAGGCUGACGAGAAGCCAAAGUUCCGUUCGGUCGCGCACGCCAUCAGGGCGGGCAUAUUCGUCGAUCGGAUCUACAGGCGAGUCACGAAUACCGCCCUCAUGCAAUUUCCACCGGAAGUCGUGAAAGUGCUUAAGACUUUAGACGACUGGUCGUUCGAUGUGUUUUCCUUGAAUGAGGCUGCCUCGGGCAUGCCAGUGAAAUACUUGGGCUACGAUCUUCUCAAUCGAUACGGUAUGAUUCACAAGUUUAAAGUACCUCCAGCAGUUUUGGAGUGCUUCCUCGGAAGAGUCGAAGAAGGAUAUUGCAGGCAUCGAAACCCAUACCAUAACAAUCUUCACGCUGCUGAUGUUGCGCAAACGAUGCAUUACAUCCUGUGUCAAACGGGUUUGAUGAACUGGCUGACCGAUCUCGAGAUUUUCGCCACUCUCGUGGCAGCGAUUAUUCACGAUUACGAGCACACUGGGACCACAAACAAUUUCCACGUAAUGUCUGGGAGCGAUACAGCACUCCUGUAUAAUGAUCGAGCCGUGCUGGAGAAUCAUCACAUUUCGGCCAGCUUCCGAAUACUCAAAGAAGAUGAAUGCAAUAUAUUGCAAAACUUGUCGAGAGAAGAAUUUCGAGAAUUUCGCUCGCUCGUGAUCGACAUGGUUCUUGCCACUGACAUGAGUUUUCAUUUUCAACAAUUAAAAAAUAUGAAGAAUCUAUUGAGUUUGGCGGAGCCAAGCGUGGAUAAGAGCAAAGCCGUUAGUUUGGUUCUCCAUUGUUGUGACAUUUCGCAUCCUGCCAAAAGAUGGGAUCUUCAUCAUAGGUGGACGAUGCAACUUCUCGAGGAAUUUUUCAGACAAGGUGACAAAGAGAGAGAGCUCGGAUUACCAUUCUCUCCUUUAUGCGAUCGUAACAACACAUUGGUAGCUGAAUCUCAAAUAGGAUUCAUAGAAUUUAUUGUCGAGCCUAGUAUGCAAGUAUGCAGUGAUACGCUGGAAACCGUUCUCGCGCCGCUUAAUGUCAAGGAUACUGCAGACGAACCCAGCAAUGGAGGGGAAAAUAGAAGGUUCAAAAUCGACAAACCUUGGAUCUCGUGUCUUGGGGACAAUAAGAAGAUCUGGAAGGAACAAGCGGUUCGAGACGCAGAAGCCAAAGCACAAAAGGAGCAAGAACAAAAAACCAGUGGCAAUCGCGAGGAUGGUGGGGGAGCACAGGCUCCAGCCGAAGAAUGAAAGAUACAACGAGCAAUUGUAUUCUUCAAAAGUCUUUGCAACUUUAGACUACGAGGAAGCUCGUGAUCUCCCAUGGAUGGCAUCUAUUAAAUAAGUUUAUGGGCUCCUUAUUACGCUUACGAAUGAAAGACAAACAUCAUUCGGUAGUAGUACAAAUAGACAUAUAUGUGUCACAUUAGACGAGCGGAGACGAUGAUUCGUAAUAUGUUGAGAAAUAGUUUGUUUAAAUUAUUAGACACCAAAGGCACGAGUCACGUAUUUGUCUCUGCUACUCCUAUGUAGGGUGUUUGAAUUACAAGUUAUCGAUUAUUUUUUACGGCUCAAUAUGUAAAAUCAUUUGAUCUCAUUAGAAAGAUGUAGCGCUUCUCGAAAUAAUCAUCGUCGAUGUUGAUUAUGAAUUCUUUGUCAGUAUGGAAAGCUCCGAUUUCAUUUCCGUUUGCGAAACUUGCGAGUUGGUAAGUAUAAUAUUUUUAGUCUUCAAUUUUUGAAAUUUUAUAGAUUAUAAUCAACCGUACAAGGAAAGAGAAAGAGUGAUUCUCGAAUCUUGAAUUAUGUUGUAAUAAUAAUAAUACGCGAUAUAAAAGACUCUUGUAUUCUUGAAGCAAACAAUGCGAAAAUUGAUGGAAUAGCAACCUGAAAUAUUUUGGGAAAGAUGCACACUUUAUGAAAGAAGAAAAAGGUUUCUAUCAUAACUAUCGAUGAUGAUUACACGAUUUGUACACUUAUCGCAUAAGAAUCUAUGAGAUACUUUAUGCUGACGUUCACCGCACAAAGAUAUGAAUAUUGCACAACAUAGUUUUGCGUUUUUAAUGCGACUUUUUCGUUUAAUUUUAUUAGAUAAACGAAAAGAAGAAUCUUUUCGAAUAAUUCGAAAGACUCUCUAUGACGCGGUUUCUGACCGGGAGCAUCUCUCUCGUUUACGUGUUUAUUAAUUAAUCGCGGCGAAAGAAUAAAAUUUUGCGAAGCACAUCCUUGUACAUACAUACCGUUCGUUAGAUGUGUAUCCGUAUACACGUACACUGGUGCAGCUUUAAUGCGUGUGUGUAUGUAUGUAAUGUAUAAAAAGAAGAAGCAAGAUGCGGCUAUAAUGUUUAGUCGACAUAUGUUAUAUAACUAUUCCGUAUAUGUGUGUGUGUGUGUGUGUGUGUAUAUAUAUAUGUACGUGUACACAUAUAUAUGUACGGAAAUGUAGAAAGAAAGAGAUGAAGCGUUAUUUUGUUGAAUUUCUCGCGAUAUUACGGCCGUAGGAUACUUGAUACACAUAGCGACACGCACGUCCGUAUUUAAGCUUAUAAUUUAAUACAUAUCCAUGAAGGAAUGCGCGUCGCAAUAAGCGUGAAUUCUCGAUAUGAUGACAGACAAUUGUCAUCGUGUCAAUACAUAUUGCAUCAUGCCGUGUCACACGCGUAAGAGAAUCGGAGACAUAAUAAAAAAUUUAUCAUUUUUCUCUUAUUUUUUUAUCAUUUACAAAAAUAUUUCCAUUACUGGAAAUUUGUUUUUUUUUAUAUAAUUUAUAAAUGUGACAUAUAUAUGUGUGUACUUAAAAAAAAUACAUUUUAAUUAAAUUACAUAUUAGAGAAAUAUGAUUCUUCUUCACAGGCAGCUUGUCUAAAUUAUAAACAAGCAAAAAGGCAAAAACUAUUUCAAAGAAAAUAAAUUUCUUCAUUAGACAAGCGAUAAAUGAAAGUAUCUGCUAAUGUAAAACUGACUCCGGUUCUGUGUACGUGGCAAUAACUUGAGGUAAGGCCCUAUAGAUGUGGAAAAAAUCGCUAUAAAUAUUGCGUAAAAUAGAGAACAGAAAUAUAGCAGAUUUUUCGAAUGAAACAUUUUAUCAUCAGAAUCACAGAGAUAUUAUAUACUUAUAUCGAUAUAAAGGGUGUAUAGGAUAAUCUCACUAGUUUCGAAAAGUAUAAACAUAUCCGUCCUGCAUUUAUUUAAUUCCUCUCAUUCGAUUUACGUAUAAAUUUGCGUUAUUUGAAUACGCGAUAUACACAGUUUCUAUUUUUCUUUUAAUUCGUUUAUCUGCUUCUUGCCAUUAUUUUUUUUUAAUAUUUUCUAAUCUUACUGACUGUAGCGUGGCCUGACUAAUUGAUAUAAAUCAAAAACUUAGUGUAAAUAGCUCGAGAAAGACGUGACAAAUUCCAAAAGAUUAAUUGCUACGCUCAAUUAAAAUUUAACGAAAAUUUUGUUUAAAUAUUUUUUUUUAAACUGUUACGUAAAAUUUAAUUAAGCAAAAUUCUCUUCUUUUAUCGUAAUUGCUUUAAUUUUUCUUACAGACAUGCAAACACCGUGUAAUAUUAGCAGAGUAAAAUAAAAUACUGUAAAGUUAGAUUAAUUCUUUCGAAAAAUUCUUUCAAAUGUUAUCACGUGCCGGUUAGUCGCGUGUAAUUAAAUUUUUCUUCCUGCAGUGGACGAGGGGCCAAAACGCGUGAUAGAAUUAAAGUGCAUUGAGAAAUUACGAUUGUAUUAAGAGAAUCAUCGAUCAGUCACGUGAAUAAAAUUAUUCGGUCACAGUCGAAGGAUCUUAUAUUAUAUUUGGAUUCGCUCGUUGUUUCGCCAGGAAAUAAACGGAAAUGACGAGUGCAUUUUACGAGUUUAACUCGAGAAAAAGAUGAAUGCCUUGCUCGUUUAUUUAUUCACGUGGCUUGGUUAUUUCAUCGUCUAGAGCUCUCUCUUAAAUUAAUACUGGCCUUUCCUUCUUAUAUGAUACGCGCGAGAGACCAUGAUUCUCUAAAAAUUUCAAAGGAAGAAAGAGUAAACGAAGCGGCGUCGACAUUUAAAGCGACGUGCGCGUAUUAUUACGCUUGAUAUACGAAGAAUCUUCUAAAUAUAUCGGUAUAA
Molecule: messenger RNA, 7294 nt
Organism: Camponotus floridanus (Florida carpenter ant)
Lineage: Eukaryota; Metazoa; Arthropoda; Insecta; Hymenoptera; Formicidae
Product: calcium/calmodulin-dependent 3',5'-cyclic nucleotide phosphodiesterase 1
Exons: 12
Coding region: 2303-4453 (716 amino acids)
Biological process (GO): signal transduction
Molecular function (GO): 3',5'-cyclic-AMP phosphodiesterase activity
Source: RefSeq, a predicted model, not a curated record